This is a messenger RNA of Gongylonema pulchrum, 273 nucleotides long. The record is from the annotation of a GenBank genome assembly. Lineage: Eukaryota; Metazoa; Nematoda; Chromadorea; Rhabditida; Gongylonematidae.
AAAGAAAUUCGGCUGGUCAAUCCGUUAGGAACGGCAAUAGUGGAACAGAUUAAAGAUAUUCUGUUAUCCGAGCGUCUCAGUGACGAAAAAGUCAAAGUGGUAAUCGACGUUCUGAAGAUUACUGGCCGUUAUUUGGAUGUGGACGAAGGAGCAAAGAAAAUUAAUGAGGUUCUCACGCAGCUUAACGCUAUUGCAAGAGCACAUCCGGCCAUAAGCGACCAGGUUGAACUGAUUAUGUGGACCAUACAAUCGGAUUGCCGUUAUAACUGUUAA